Elephantulus edwardii (Cape elephant shrew) is the source of this 2829-nucleotide messenger RNA. RefSeq names its product transmembrane channel-like 2 (gene TMC2). Gene Ontology annotation, cellular component: plasma membrane. The transcript has 21 exons. The record is from RefSeq and is a predicted model, not a curated record. Gene Ontology annotation, biological process: detection of mechanical stimulus involved in sensory perception of sound; vestibular reflex. Gene Ontology annotation, molecular function: mechanosensitive monoatomic ion channel activity. The coding region runs from base 1 to 2829 and encodes 942 amino acids. NCBI's taxonomy places the organism in Eukaryota, Metazoa, Chordata, Mammalia, Macroscelidea, Macroscelididae.
AUGAGCAGCCAGCUGAGGGUCCAGGAGGGGGAAGUGCGAGGUGGAGUGAGGGGGCAGCCCAGGAGCGGCUCUCCAGGCACAGGUGACGGAUCUGGAAGGCUACCCUCAAAGAAGCAGACUCCCAAGGCCGAGAGUGCAUCCGGCAGGCGCAGAUCCCAGCCUGGACAGAGGGGGCAGGCCGGGAGUAGCCCAAGACCUGGGUCUCCCAGGAGGAAGCAGACAGAACACAAGAGACACAGAGAGGAUUUGGGCAGACAGACCCAGAGUCCAACAGAAAGAACUGGGUAUGGGGAGAAGAAAAGGGAAGGGAAGGCUUCCUUCAAGGGGCAGAGAACACCUUCGAAGAAGGAAAAGGAAGUUCCAAAGAAGGAAGGAACUUGGAAGGAGCGGAAAAAACACAGGUCAUCUUCCAUGGCUUCCAAUGCCUCUGAUGCAGAGUCUCUGUCUGAAGAGGAACUGACCCGGAUCCUAGAGCAGGUGGAAGAAAAGAAGAAGCUUAUCGCUACCAUGAGGAAUAAGCCCUGGCCCAUGGCAAAGAAGCUAGCAGAGCUCAGGGAGGCCCAAGCGUUUGUGGAAAAGUAUGAAGGAGCCUUGGGAAAAGGAAAAGGCAAGCGACUCUAUGCCUGCAGGAUGCUGAUGGCCAAGAAAUGGGUCAAAUUUAAGAGAGAUUUUGCUAAUUUGAAGACUCAGUGCAUUCCAUGGGAGAUGAAGAUCAAGGACAUUGAAAGUCACUUUGGCUCUUCAGUGGCAUCAUAUUUCAUCUUCCUCCGGUGGAUGUAUGGAGUUAACCUUGUCCUUUUUGGCUUGAUAUUUGGUCUAGUCAUAAUUCCAGAGGUACUGAUGGGCGUGCCCUAUGGAAGUAUACCCAGAAAGACGGUGCCUCGGGCUGAGGAAGAAAAAGCCAUGGACUUCUCUGUCCUUUGGGAUUUUGAGGGCUACAUCAAGUACUCUGCUCUCUUCUACGGCUACUACAACAAUCAGAGAACCAUCGGGUGGCUGAGGUACCGGUUGCCGAUGGCUUACUUCAUGGUGGGGGUCAGCGUGUUUGGUUACAGCCUGAUGAUCGUCAUUAGGUCGAUGGCCAGCAAUACCCAAGGAAGCACAAGCGAGGGGGAGAAUGAGAACUUCACAUUCAGCUUCAAGAUGUUCACCAGCUGGGACUACUUGAUCGGGAAUUCAGAGACGGCAGACAACAAAUAUGCCUCCAUCACCACCAGCUUCAAGGAGUCCAUAGUGGAUGAACAAGAGAGUAAUAAAGAAGAAAACAUCCAUCUGACAAGGUUUCUCCGUGUCCUGGCCAACUUCCUCAUCAUCUGCUGUUUGUGUGGAAGUGGGUACCUCAUCUACUUUGUGGUGAAGCGAUCCCAGGAAUUCUCCAAAAUGCAGAACGUCAGCUGGUAUGAAAGAAACGAGGUGGAGAUUGUGAUGUCCCUGCUUGGGAUGUUCUGUCCUCCUCUCUUCGAAACCAUCGCAGCUCUGGAAAAUUAUCACCCACGCAUCGGACUCAAGUGGCAGCUGGGCCGCAUCUUUGCGCUCUUCUUGGGGAACCUGUACACAUUUCUCCUGGCCCUCAUGGACGACGUCCACCUCAAGCUUUCUCACGAAGACACGAUAAAGAAUAUCACUCACUGGACUCUGUUUAACUAUUAUAACUCCUCGGGUUGGAAUGAGAGUGUCCCCCGGCCACCCCUGCACCCUGCAGAUGUGCCGCGGGGUUCUUGCUGGGAGACAGCUGUGGGCAUUGAAUUCAUGAGGCUGACAGUGUCCGACAUGCUGGUAACAUACAUCACCAUCCUGGUAGGAGACUUCCUGCGGGCGUGUUUUGUCCGAUUCAUGAACUACUGCUGGUGCUGGGACCUCGAGGCUGGAUUUCCCUCAUAUGCUGAGUUUGAUAUUAGUGGAAAUGUACUGGGUUUGAUCUUCAACCAAGGAAUGAUCUGGAUGGGCUCCUUCUACGCCCCAGGACUGGUGGGCAUUAAUGUGCUGCGUCUGCUGACCUCCAUGUACUUCCAGUGCUGGGCCGUGAUGAGCAGCAACGUCCCGCACGAGCGUGUGUUCAAAGCUUCCCGCUCCAACAACUUCUACAUGGGCCUCCUGCUUCUGGUGCUCUUCCUCAGCCUCCUGCCCGUGGCCUACACCAUCAUGUCCCUCCCGCCCUCCUUCGACUGUGGGCCGUUCAGCGGGAAAAACCGAAUGUAUGACGUCAUCUAUGAGACCAUCGAAAAUGAUUUCCCAUCUUUCCUGGGAAAGAUCUUUGCUUUCCUUGCUAAUCCAGGCCUGAUCAUUCCAGCCAUCCUGCUGAUGUUCUUGGCCAUCUACUACUUGAACUCAGUCUCCAAAAGCCUUGGCAGAGCUAAUGCCCAGCUGAGAAAGAAAAUCCAAGCGCUCCGUGAAGUUGAGAAGAGUCACAAAUUUGUCAAAGGCAAAGCCACAAUCAAAGACUCAGAGGACACACUUGAAGAAUGCUCCAAGAAUGCCACCCAGGUCCAACUCCCCAAAGAAGGAACCAUACCUCACACUGCCAGCCAAAUCCAGGCCCUGGACAAGAAGGCACAGGACACUGGGACUCUCAGUGCUGCUGGCAGAACAUCACUGUCUGCCACUAGGCAUGACCCUGUGCCUCAGCUCCCCAGAAUCAAACCAGAUUCUAGCCAACACCGGCCUCAGAUGCAACGUGGGCGGACCUGGCGCUACCGCACGCAACCCCGGCAACGCCAGGAGCGGCGACCGGAAAAGGGAGGCUUGCGCGCGUCACCACUACUCCCCCCCCCUCCGCCACCCCCUCAGGAAGAUCCGAAAUGGUACCGUCCUCUGCCUAUGAUUGGCUAA